CAUCCUGGUCCUCUAAUUUCUCAGAGGAAGCGUUUCUUCUUAAUACUUCCGUUAUUCUGUACCCGCCCUCCUCAUUGGCUCCUCCCCCAGAAAGAAGGAAGGAAUUCAUUUUAUUGGUGGAUUUGAGGGAGGGGAGGAACCGGACAUGCCCUGUUCUGCUCCAUUUUCAUCUUGAGAGUGCUGGUUCCCGAGGGUGUGUGGAGGGAGGCUUGCUCCUCCAGGGUUUGCCAGGAAAUCUGUGAUCUCCCAGGCCAAGAAGAACAAACUGAGGACUAUCUCUGAAAGCCAUUGAAUUCCUUAGUUAAAUCCAGAGGGAAAGUCUGAGAUCAAUAUGGCUGUUGUGUCUGUGAUAGUUGAAGAUAAAUUAUUGGAAAGAGACAGGUACUAACUACUUCCUUUUGCAUUUGACUCUUGGUCCUUUUUUUUGUGAGCUUUUUGUUCCUGCAAAGCUGGCUUGGGUCAACGUAGUAAGUAAAAAAAAAAAAAAAAAACCCUCAAUGAAAGAAGCUGGGAAUCUCCAAUCUCCAUCCCAAAACAUGUCGCUGAUGACUUGAACAUAUCACCAGAUACUCAAGAUACAGACGGCAGCUUCCACCUAUGGGAGAAUGACCCUCUGAAGAGAAACUUGGAAUCAUCAUCAGAGCCAUUGGAGGGGACAUCUGAGAGUCAUGUGGGUGAAAUUUUACAAGACCCUGUCAUGCCUCCAGUCCAGGGUAGAAAGUUAGAUCCACUUCCGAAAACGCAUAGACGUCUUAAGAAGGCUGUAAGGACAAAGAGAAUGAGGAAGAGCAGGAGGAAGGAGAAGGUGGAGACCCACCAUGCCCCCAUCCUUCCAACACCUUUUGUGCCACCACAAAGUGAAGAAGAUGAGGUGGGAGACACAAAGCCGGCUGUAUUCAGUGCUCAGGAAGAUGAUCCUGAUCUUCCCAGUGAGGACAGGUUACAGAGUCAGCAGGAUAAGGGCGCAUGUGCGAUGCAUCAGGAGUGUCAGAUACAGCCCUGUGAGCUCUCAGUGUCCCAGGAGCCGGGGCCGUCUUCUCCGGCAGUGACAUCCUUGGCAUCACCACCACGCUGCUUCGGUCGCUUCCUAAGCUGCGUCUGCCAGACCUUCUCGAGGUCUAGGAAGCAGAAGGCCCCCAGAAGAGAGGACACCAAGCAGCCUGGGGCAGGAGGUGAUGCUAAGGCUCUAAGACCUGCCCUGCUCAGGGGUCUGGGCAGAAACAGAGUGCAACCUCAUGAAAGCCUGUAGAAGUUGAUGCCGAUAUGGCUUCUCCCUGCGUUUCAUUUUGUAAUUUUCCCCGUGUUGUUGUUCCUGUUGGUCGAUUCUUGUUUAUCAAAGAUAAACGUUUUUGCUCUGCUUUUUUGCUGAGAUCCUUAAGCCUGAGGAAGUGGUAAAAGCAAAGUAACUUUGAAGAUUUUAACACUUUACCCAGUAGUGGGACUGCUUCCUACUUCCUCCCAUUAGGCUGACGUGGAAUUCACUACAGAGCAGCGGUUCCCAAAAUUCAUGCGGGUGUCGCUCAUGUCUUCAGUUAGCUUAAUUCUCACUGCCUUCUCUGAGGAUGGAAGCCAUACCAUCUCAUCAUUUUGAGUAAUGUCUCCAGAAAUCAACCACCAAGUGGAGACUCCUCAUGUCCAGCUCCUCUCAUUGUCUUUUACCUUUGGCUAAGAGAUUCAUGUUGCAUUCCUCAUCCUCAGUACUUUGUUGAAAUUCUGACACUCCCUACCUGAUUUAGAAAUGUCUCAGGGAGUGGUCGUUGCUCUUUUGCUCGCAUUAGGUAGCGCUACCACCUCCUGCAUCUCUAACCAUCCUCUGGUUUUCUUUUUGUCACUUGUUAGUAAGAUAUCUGGCCCUUACUUCUCAAGUGUUCUGUAUUAAGAACCUCGUCACAUAAGGUGAUGGGCUCCUUUCCUUGUUAUUCUUUAGCCAGAUUCACAGAAUCCCGACUUCUGAGAACCCUAAAGAAAAUAAGUACUUAGAAAACAGUUCAAGAUUAUUUCAUUUCCUGUUGUUGUCCCAGCACACUGGGCUACUCCUCUUCCCAGGACAUAAACUAAGAGUUUAAAUUAAUUUUACACCCUCCUUUGAGAGAGUAGGUUUAAGGUGAAUUUGAAAGUUUUCCUGUAGCUUUAAUGACCUGUUGUUAUUUCCUACAUGUCCCGGUUUUUCCGAUUCAUAUAAGAAUAAUCAAUAAAAGUACAAAUAGAAAUACAUGUGUAAAGUAUCUGCAUUGGAAGGAAAUCGUACAAUUUCUUCCUCCUUUAGGACUGACCCCAAUGGUUACUGCACUAGAAUUGGAGAAGAUAACCGAUGUGUUUGUUUUGUUCUUUCUUGCCUGGAAUCGGGCCUGGUGCUGUUGGAAGAAUGAAGUUGGGAAGGGAAUAGAAUGAGGUGCAGGAGCAGUGGCGAAAGAUCCCAAAGGCUGCCUUGCGAGUAAUUGGUAAAAACCAGCCUGGAGGGAGUCUUGCGAUGUGAUGAGGAUCUCAAGUUAGAAUGAGAAAU
Molecule: messenger RNA, 2503 nt
Organism: Acinonyx jubatus (cheetah)
Lineage: Eukaryota; Metazoa; Chordata; Mammalia; Carnivora; Felidae
Exons: 3
Coding region: 698-1249 (183 amino acids)
Source: RefSeq, a predicted model, not a curated record